AUGCUCGAACGGGUUUCCAUUCGAUUGGAGACUUGCGGUCGCCGUCUUCUACGUGGACAAUUGAAGAAGAGGAUGCUACAUUCUGCAUUCUGGGUUCAUGGAGCCGGUGAAUUGGAUUUCAGUUCAACAAGCCUGUUUGGGUUUGGGUUGGGGAGUAGUGGCGGAAAGGGACCAGAUAAUUACGAUGAAGAGAAUGUAGAGGGGGGUCGUGAGAAGGAUUGUUUAAAGGGCCGAAGUGCCACGAAGGAUGUCGUUCGAUUGGAAUUUCUAUACCCAGCAAAGACACUCGCAUUUUUACGAUAUUUUUCGACGCCACUACGGAGAGAGGAUCACGAGUACUCGCCGCCCGGAACAGUGUUUUCUCAUGGAUCUAAAAGAUUAUACACAACUGUAAGAAAGGAGCCAGAACUUGAACCGGAAAUUAGAUUCCCUGACGCCGAAGCCAUGCCAGAGUGGGAUGAACGGUUUAUAAGCCUUCAACAUCUGCAAGGGUCUGGGGAACAAGCUUAUUACGAUCAGGCAUGGUAUCAUUAUCUAAACGAGAAAGAUAGAGGAAACCGUUCAGCUAAGAAAGAUCAACGACACUGGAUGCUCUCAUAUUUACAGUACUCAGACCGACGGAUCGAUAAAGAAAGGAUUGUGACCAUGUUCCAGCAUAUAUCAGCCGAGAAAAGGACACCAGAGGAAUAUUCGAAGAUAGUCAUUGCCCUACUUGAUCUCGGUAUGGUUGAUGCUGCCUUUUCGGUUUUGAAGACCAAUGUUUCGCGAGGCUACAGCUCGAAGCUUGCAGGCUUUGAGCAGUUCAUUGCACAUUGUAUCGACUACGACUUUGAAAUGGCAGUGAAGGCAUGGGAGCUGUUAGAAAGUUGCCCACCGACACACCCCCAUUCACUCAAUACCACCUUGGUUGCCAUAUUGGUGCCCAAUUUCAAGGAAAAGUUCAUUCAUAUGGCAGAAACAAUGCAAAGAGGAAGUUCGAUACAGCGAUUUGUUGAGGAGCUGUUGAGGGGAGCAUUGGAAUCAUUGACAUCUCCACAGGUUUCCCCGAAUGAUUCUCUGGAAUACAAGCAUAUAUGGGACCUUAUGCAAUCAUUAAACAUGGAAAAAAGAAGUGCAGACUACGAACACGUCCUUUUUCACCUUUACCGCCACCAGGAUUUCGUUCAAGCCACAGAUAUAUAUCUUGAAUACCGAGAAUUUGCUGGUAUCAAGCCGAGCGAUAGCGUGUUGAAUGCUGCCCUCCGCGCUUUCAGGGAGCAGCUUGAUUGGAAGGGCAUGCAACUGGUUUUCGAUGAUUGGUUCGCUUUCGGAUCCCAACCUGAUCAACAAGCCUAUUACAUUCUCAUGAAGGAAAUGGCACGCCGGGGCGAGUCGGGUAUAGUGAAGGAGUUGGUAGGCCAGUUUUUUGAGCGCUUUGAGUUGCAAACCGUAUUCCCGUAUAAUCACCUGAUGCAGGCGCAUACUAUCCGUGGGGAAUUGGAAGAGGUGAUCAAGGUUUUCAACACAAUCAAGGGGAUUGGAUUGACACCUGAUAGAGUAUCCCACAAUAUCCUCAUCAAUGCUCAUGCAAAGGCGAAUGACGUGGAUGGGGCUUUAAACCGGGUCCAGGAUAUGUAUGCUGCCAACUUAAAACCCGAUGCAUAUACUUUCACUACAUUGAUAACCAUGGCUUCGGAACGUGGUGACGUUGAAAACACCAAGAGGUUGUUUGAUGAGGCAGUGGAGAAUGGUUUUGAACCAAACAACAUGAUGUAUGCGGCCUUAAUCGCUGCACAUGUGGCUGUAGACGAUAUUGAGGCUGCAGAGACAAUUCUGGAAAAGGUGGAAGACAACAGGGCCGAGAAACCGGAAUCUACAAUCAAAACAACACAGCUGUGGAAUAACUUGCUCGCGGGAUAUGCUUCUAGGAAGCAAACGGAUAAGCUGAACACGGCAUAUCACCGUAUGCGAAAUUUGAGAGUGCCUUUCGAUGAAUACACUUACGGAAUUCUCAUGCAUUCGCUAUGCCUUAUCAACAAAGUAGAGGCCGCCUACAACAUCCUACAGGUCUUACAGGAAGAAGGAUUUCAACCGAGCGAGAUUCAUUACUCUAUUCUCAUGGUGGGACACAUGAGUAGAAGGGAUACUGGAAGGGUUUGGGAUACGUUUCGGGAAAUGCGAAAGCAGGAAAUCACGCCUCAGUCUACUUCGCUAGCACUUCUUAUCCAGGCGUCGGCAUUCUUGGAACACUCCAAGUGGCGAUUACGGGGUGGAGCACUGGUAUUGGAGUCUGCAAAUGAGAUCCUAGUAGAGGUCACCAAAAAGGUCGAAGUGUUGGAUCUUCUAUCAAUGGACCUAGUCAAAUCGGCAACUCCUCCUUGGCUUUUCACACCAUUGGUCUCUAUUUACGGUAAAGAACGCAUGUACGCGAAAGCUCUGGAGAAAUUCGAAGACUUCCUUAAUCUAGCCCAUGCGCAGAGGCCCGGUGGAACCAGACCCACACUUAAGAUGUAUAUAGCAUUGAUGAAUGCACAUAUGAAGGCAAACAACACCGACGGUGUGAGGUCAACGUGGGAGAGUUGCAAAAGACUUGCCGGAAGGUUGGCUAAACCUGUCCAACAAUCCACUACGAACACUGCGAUCUUUUUUAAGCGCCACACCCUUUGUUCUCCGUUCAGCAUUUUCAUCAAAGCCAUGUCACAGGCUGGCGAUCUCACAUCCAUAGAUAUAGAGAUGCAGAUUCUCGUGAAUAUGGGGUACGAGUUCGACAAUAAUGUUUGGAACGACUAUGUUCAAGCAUUCACCAUAGGGGGGGACCUACACCGAGCUUUCGCGGUCUGUGAGAAAAAGUUAAUGCCAGGGUGGCCCGGACGAAAAGGGUACUAUUACACCCAGGCUUCAGAUAUGAAGCCCCAAAUGCCAACCUUCUACCCCUUCAUCCGGACUCUCGAAACAAUGACAACCGAGCUGCGACAGGUUGAGAACUCGAUAAGGGAAGGAAAUAGGGUUGCAGAUGGAUUAAUGAAGGAUUACGACCGAAAUUAUCCGAGGACUCUGGAAGCUUGCCAGAACUUGAUCGACAAGGAACCGAGAAUUGCAAAAGAGGUUGCUUUCAGAAUCGGGACGGAGGUUACGAGGGAUGGAAGGAUGGUUCCUUGGGGUCCUCACUCGAAGCGGACAUAG
This is a messenger RNA of Morchella sextelata, 3162 nucleotides long. RefSeq lists its product as uncharacterized. The record is from RefSeq and is a predicted model, not a curated record. The transcript has a single exon. NCBI's taxonomy places the organism in Eukaryota, Fungi, Ascomycota, Pezizomycetes, Pezizales, Morchellaceae. Gene Ontology annotation, molecular function: protein binding. Bases 1 to 3162 code for a protein of 1053 amino acids.